This is a messenger RNA of Gymnodraco acuticeps, 3397 nucleotides long. Its product is annotated as protocadherin alpha-10-like. Gene Ontology annotation, cellular component: plasma membrane. The transcript has a single exon. Gene Ontology annotation, biological process: homophilic cell-cell adhesion. NCBI's taxonomy places the organism in Eukaryota, Metazoa, Chordata, Actinopteri, Perciformes, Bathydraconidae. The record is from RefSeq and is a predicted model, not a curated record. Gene Ontology annotation, molecular function: calcium ion binding. The coding region runs from base 1001 to 3397 and encodes 798 amino acids.
AAUGAAAUACAUUAAAUCGUUGCUGUACGUGUUCUUUUUGAAGAGAAAAUGGCUGGGAUAUGACGUGGUUUUAAGUCAUUUUAGAGACGUGUUUGCUAACGGUCAUGGGCGGCAUUUACACGGACUCUCCUUUUCAUUUAAGAGGGAAUGUUUAUCAAGAAUAGCAAUGAUGGUUAUUCAGUUUGUAGCUUGAUAUUAAUGUGUUGAUAGUUUUUACAUUGCUGUAAAGUUUGGUUGUUUAUUUGCAAUCAUUGUUUUAGUCGCUAUCCAUGGUGCUCAACGAUAGGCUUACAUGUGUUGUUGCAGUUGAACUUUCGUUCAAUUCUAAGAAAAUAAUGCAAAAUCUCCUUGUUGUAAUUCAGAGUUUUUUUUAAAUAUAUUUACGAAUAUAUUUUUGCAACAAUUUUUGAUCAAAAUAUAAUAUGGCAAAUUGUUCCUCCAAAUAUAACUGUUCAUGUAAUAUUUGCAGUCAAUUAAAAUUCAGUUUUUAAAAAAAAAGUAUGUUGCAUUUCUGUAUUUACCUAAUCCAUUAUCCCAUUAACAGUGCUAUAAGGAUUUACUUAAAACUUCAAUUAAUAUUUAAAAACAGGCCGUUUAAAUAAAAAAAAACUUCAUUCAUACAAUAUACAUGUCAGUUAUCAGUGGGGUAAACGCUGUAGUUUAAUAUUUGUCUCUAUUUGUUUGCAAUCUCUUGACAAACAAAGAUAAUGUUCACACAUUUACAAUUUGUUUUAUGUUUGAUUUGAGGUGUAGUUUUAAAAUCGGUCCACAGGGGGACACUGUAGACCGUCACAUCUUGACGGUCUCUACGUGGCUCGCGGCUCCUCCCAGAUUCAGCGGAUGAUCCAUCUCUGGGCUUUGUUACAAAGAGAGGUCGGACGACAAAGAGCGGUUGUCUUGUUUGGUCGUGGAAAUGCCGUAAUAUUUGUUGGAAAUAUCUUCCUGGAUCUUAUUUUCAUAGUUGCUGUUAUUGUUCAGAUUGCCUACAUGCUCCUUCUCGAUGUAUGGAAUAAUGAAUUUGCCGAGCAGAACCAGCUGGAUAUAUCUCCUGGUCGUGCUGCUGGAGUGUUUCUGGGAAGCGGUGUCUGGGCAGCUGUCUUACUCUUUCUCAGAGGAGGUCAAUCUGGGGACUGUUGUGGGAAAUAUCGCUAAAGAUCUGAACAUCAAUGUCCAGGAUUUGGAGCCCCGCAUGUUUCAGAUCGUUGCAGGAUCUAAGAGGAAAUACUUCGAGGUAAAUCUAAAGACUGGUGCCCUGUACGUUAACGAGAGAAUAGACAGAGAGGAGCUCUGCGGCGACGAGAACAAAUGUUCCCUCAGUGUAGAAGCAGUCAUUAAUAACCCUUUAAAACUGUACCGGAUUGAAAUCAUAAUCUUAGAUGUAAAUGAUAAUUCACCGUCAUUUCUAAGCAAGUCACAGGUAAUUAACAUUACAGAGAGUACUGCAGCGGGGGUGAAAUUUCCUCUGCAUCAAGCUCACGAUGCAGACGUCGGUAAACAAACGGUAAAUAGUUACAAGCUUAGCCAGAAUGAACAUUUCUCUCUGGCUACUCAUAAAGGAGAUAGUGUCUCUCCAGAAUUAUUACUUCAGAAAGUUUUAGACAGAGAAAAACAGUCUGUAAUCCAACUCAUACUGACUGCUAUUGAUGGAGGAACUCCUGCUAAAUCAGGCAGUAUGACUAUAAUAGUGAAUGUUUUGGACACUAAUGAUAAUUCUCCUGUAUUCAGUCAAACUCUCUACAAAGCCAGUGUGUAUGAAAACACUAAAAUUGGAACAUAUAUUAUAACCCUAAAUGCUACUGACUUAGAUGCAGGCCCAAACGGACACGUUUUAUAUUCAUUCAGUGAAGUGGGCAGAGGAAAACAAAGUGAUAUGUUUGCCAUUGACGAAAAAACAGGGACUAUAACAAAUAAAAAUAAUAUAGACUUUGAAGAGAAUAAUGCUUUUGAGAUUAGAGUACAAGCCAGCGAUGGAGCAUCUUCUCCUCUCACCUCAAACACCAAAUUAUUGAUUGAGGUUUUAGACCUCAACGACAAUGCCCCUGAAAUGUCAGUGACUUCUCUGUUAAACACCGUGAAGGAGGAUGCAGCCAUAGGCACCGCCAUUGCACUUGUUUCAGUAUUUGAUAAAGACGGAGGUAAAAAUGGGAUAGUGAACUGUAAAAUGUCCAACAAUGUUCCUUUUAAAUUAGAAUCUAAUUACAAGAAUUACUAUUCGUUGGUGGUGGACGGCCCUCUUGACAGAGAGAGUGCGUCUCAAUACAACAUCAGCAUCACUGCUACUGAUGAGGGCAGCCCACCUCUCUCCAGCACGAGCGUUAUUAAUGUGCACGUGUCAGAUGUGAAUGAUAAUAAACCUCUAUUUACACAAAACAUAAUCAAUGUCUAUGUGAAAGAAAACAGUGCAGUAGGAGCAGUUAUAAAAACCGUUUCAGCUAUUGAUGCAGACAACAAUCAAAAUGGUCAGGUGAGCUACUCCAUUUCACAAAGUAACAGUAACUCGUUGCCUCUCUCUACGAUGGUGAACAUAAACUCAGAGACUGGAGAUAUAGUCAGCCUGCAGUCUUUUAACUAUGAGGAGUUAAACACGUUUCAGUUUAAAGUGCAGGCCACAGACUCUGGUGUUCCUCCUCUCAGCAGCAACGUGACUGUGAACAUUUUAAUUCUGGAUGAAAAUGACAAUAAUCCAACAGUCCUCGCGCCCUAUUCUGAGCACGGCUCCGUUAACAGUGAGAGCAUCCCCUAUUCUGCUGAGGCGGGAUACUUUGUGGCAAAGAUCAGGGCUGUAGACGCAGACUCUGGAUACAAUGCGCUGCUUUCGUAUCACCUCUCUGAGCCCAAAGGAAACAACCUCUUCCGGAUCGGAACCAGUAGCGGAGAAAUCAGGACUAAGAGGAGAAUGAGUGACAAUGACCUGAAAACUCACCCCUUGGUGGUGUUGGUUUCUGAUAACGGAGAACCCUCCCUGUCAGCUACUGUCUCUAUUGAUGUGGUGGUGGUUGAAAGCACAGCUGACAUCCAGACCCAGUUCAGACGUGUGCCCAUACAGGAGGAGAGCUUCUCUGAUUUGAACCUGUAUCUGCUGAUCGCCAUUGUGUCGGUGUCAGUGAUCUUUCUGCUGAGCCUCAUCAGUUUAAUAGCUGUCAAAUGCCACAGGACAGACGGCAGUUUCAGCAGGUACAGCGCCCCAAUGAUCACCACCCACCCUGACGGGAGCUGGUCUUACUCUAAAUCUACUCAGCAGUACGACGUGUGUUUCAGCUCAGACACAAUGAAGAGUGACGUAGUGGUUUUCCCCGGACCGUUUCCGCCUGUAGAUGGUGAACUGAUCAGUAUUAACGGAGGAGACACUUUUACCAGAACUCAGACUUUACCCAACAAUGACAAGGUAAGAAAUUGA